AUGAAACAGAGAUUUGGUUCAAAGGCUCAACCAGAAACUUUGGAAGUUGUCCAAAGCACAAUUGCCAAGCAGCUAUCUAUUGAUGAGAGUACAGUUACACCUCAGACUAAGUUUGCUGACUUGGGUGCAGAUUCCCUCGACACUGUGGAAAUAAUGAUGGCUUUAGAAGAGAAGUUUGGAGUGUCAAUUGGAGAAGAGGGAGCUCAGAAUAUUGCCACUGUCCAGGAUGCUGCUGAUCUCAUCCAGAAAGUAAAAGCAGCUCAAAAUUGA
This is a messenger RNA of Solanum dulcamara, 270 nucleotides long. RefSeq names its product acyl carrier protein 1, chloroplastic-like. Gene Ontology annotation, biological process: fatty acid biosynthetic process. The record is from RefSeq and is a predicted model, not a curated record. Lineage: Eukaryota; Viridiplantae; Streptophyta; Magnoliopsida; Solanales; Solanaceae. Bases 1 to 270 code for a protein of 89 amino acids. Gene Ontology annotation, molecular function: phosphopantetheine binding; acyl carrier activity. The transcript is spliced from 4 exons.